CUACCCAUCUUACGUUCUCUGGCUAGGGCGUGUAAAUUACACUGGCAGAAGACAAAUUAACAACAGAACACCAACCAGGUUUUAUUAACAUGUAUUGAGCAUGCACAUGGAAACACUCACUGAUGAAUGAAGACCCUCCACCUGACUUACAUAGGACUAUAGGCUCCUUAGGUGUUUCCUGGUUUUGUUUUCAUGCUUGUCUGGACUCACCCAAUAGACAUGUGAAAACAAACAUUUCCCCAUGUGCCUGCAGAGUAACAUGCAUGGCAUGGUGCCAGGAGUGAAAGGAAAGCUUUGCCGCCUUAGAGCCAGUCCUCAUAGUAAGCAGAGGUAGGCUGGCUCAUUGUUUCUGGGAGUGGGAGAAGGCUUAUUAAUGGCCCCAGAGAAACUUUUUCACUUGGGCGCAGGCUUAGACUCCAAAAGGGGACUGUGACAGGUAAGGGAGGAGUUUGGGGGCAGGGGGCCUGUGCAGAUUGGAAUUUUCCCUGAGAACUACUAACUCUUGAGUGACUGUGGUUCCCUUGCUCUGAGCUCCAUGAGUCAAGAUUCACUGUUGACUAGAUGAGAAGCUUCUGGGAAGAUGAUGUACUGAUCCCAUUCUUACUUCUGGAAGUAACCUCUGUGACCUUAAAGGACUGACAACUGAGUGGGAAUUAAAUAGCCUACCAGGUUCCUUUCUCCUGGAGAUGAGGGAGGAGUUGGGGAUCUGAAUUCCCCAUUCCUAGGGCACAGAUAUUGGAGGGACAUGGCCCUGCUGUGUGCAGGGUCAGGAAGGUGUUUGUCUUCCUCUGACAGAUUCUGAAUCCUUCAUAGGCCAGAGUAAACACAGGUGUGAAGGAACCAAUUGCCAUGGAAGCCGGGGAGCUGGAGAGCCCCCAACCCACGUACCAUCUUAUUCCUAAGGCCGGCCAGCCCAGGGAGGAGGAAGAUGUCAGCAUGCUACCUCAGCAGUCCGCAGAAGCUAUGCAGCUGAAGAAAGAGAUCUCUCUGCUGAAUGGGAUCAGCCUGGUGGUGGGCAACAUGAUUGGCUCAGGAAUCUUCGUCUCACCCAAGGGCGUGCUGGUCUACACUGCUUCCUAUGGGUUGUCACUGGUCGUAUGGGCCAUUGGUGGGCUUUUCUCGGUUGUGGGUGCCCUUUGCUAUGCCGAACUGGGGACCACCAUCACCAAGUCUGGGGCCAGCUAUGCUUAUAUUCUUGAGGCCUUUGGAGGCUUCAUUGCCUUUAUCCGCCUCUGGGCCUCUCUGCUAAUUGUUGAGCCCACCAGUCAGGCCAUCAUUGCUAUCACCUUUGCCAACUAUAUCAUCCAGCCCUCCUUUCCCACCUGUGAGCCCCCGUACCUGGCCUGCCGUCUCCUCGCUGCAGCCUGCAUGUGUCUGCUGACAUUUGUGAACUGUGCCUAUGUCAAGUGGGGCACACGUGUGCAGGACACAUUCACUUAUGCCAAGGUCCUGGCACUCAUUGCCAUCAUUGUCAUGGGCCUUGUUAAACUGUGCCAGGGACACUCUGAGCACUUUCAGGACGCCUUUGAGGGUUCCUCCUGGGACAUGGGAGAUCUCUCUCUCGCCCUCUACUCUGCCCUCUUCUCUUACUCAGGUUGGGACACCCUUAAUUUUGUAACAGAAGAAAUCAAAAACCCAGAAAGAAAUUUGCCUCUGGCCAUUGGGAUUUCUAUGCCAAUCGUGACACUCAUCUACAUCCUGACCAAUGUGGCCUAUUACACAGUGCUGAGCAUUUCAGAUGUCCUUGGCAGCGAUGCCGUGGCUGUGACAUUUGCUGACCAGACAUUUGGCAUGUUCAGCUGGACCAUUCCCAUUGCUGUUGCCCUGUCCUGCUUUGGGGGCCUCAACGCAUCUAUCUUUGCUUCAUCAAGGUUGUUCUUUGUAGGAUCCCGUGAGGGCCACCUUCCUGACCUUCUGUCCAUGAUCCACAUUGAGCGUUUUACACCCAUCCCUGCUUUACUAUUCAAUUGCACCAUGACACUCAUCUACCUCACUGUGGAGGAUGUUUUCCUGCUUAUCAACUACUUCAGCUUUAGCUAUUGGUUCUUUGUGGGCCUCUCUGUUGCUGGACAGCUCUACCUUCGCUGGAAGGAGCCCGAGUGGCCCCGGCCUCUCAAGCUGAGCCUGUUUUUUCCCAUCGUGUUCUGCAUAUGUUCCUUGUUUCUUGUGAUUGUGCCCCUCUUCAGUGAUACCAUCAAUUCCCUCAUUGGCAUCGGUAUUGCCCUCUCUGGGGUCCCUGUCUACUUCCUGGGUGUUUAUCUGCCAGAGUCCCGAAGGCCACUCUUUAUUCGGAAUGUCCUUGCUGCUAUCACCAAAGUCACCCAGAAGCUUUGCUUUUGCGUCCUGACUGAGCUAGAUGUAGCUGAAGAGAGACGGGUUGAGAGGAAAACUGAGUAGAGGCCAGAGGAGAUAUCCCCUGAGGCCUGGAAAUUUGCUACUUGUGGCCACAGCCACCAAAGUCCAGAUGACAAGACUCUGUGGAUCCAACCCUGUUGUGCCAAAGGGGGGCUGUUGGCCCACAUUAUGUAAGGGGGCUCAGGGCUGAUGGCCUGCUCAGGUGGUCACUCUCAUGGCUAAGCUGUGGGAGGAGUCUCAGGGUCUGGGGCCAGCCUGAAGGUGGGGACUUCAGAGGGAGGUGGUGGGAGAGGGCUUGGGGAAUAGGGGAAUGAUUGUCUGGUUUUGUUCCUAGUGAGUGAGUGCAGCCCUUACACAUAUAUAUUUGGUGAGUUGCACUGGGGAAAGAGGGAGUGCCAGUUUAAUAGCUAUGGCUGGUGGAUUCUGAAUUCUUAUUUGACGUUUGAACCAGGAGUCUCUACAAAGGGGCUGCUUUGUGGUAAGUUUUCCUCUGACCAGGUCCAAGACCCAGAAAUGGUCUCUGACCAGAAAUGACCAUUUCUUCCUCUGGCUCAAAAUCUUUUGCUGGAGAAAAGGGUUGUAUUCUGUUAUUUAUUGAUGUUAUUUAAUCCAGAAAACCAAUUCUAGCAAAGUAUUGGUGUUCUUUCCAUCUGCAGGAUGCAAUAUAGGCUGAUUGUGUUUAAAAAUUCAAAGCACCCCAAACCAACUCCCUCCCACCUAAUAGGCAUCUGGUGGUGGGUCACACUCUUGACCAUAGAUUUUUUUUUGCUCGGUUUUAACACAGUCUUCUGUUGAGUCUUAUCUGCAGAAGUGAACUUUAAAGGUUUUUUUAUUCAUGUACUGGUUACAUUUUAGUAUAUAGAUAGGUCACCUGUUACAAGUACCUGCUUCAAGUUCAGCAAGGACAGAUGAGCAAUUAAGAUGUCUAGUAGUAUUGCUACUUGGAAAGAUAAUCUUUUAUGUGAGACCUUAGGUCUUUGUUCUAGUUGACAAAAAGCAAAUCCCCGGGUUUCUGGUGUGAACUUAGGAGGGCAGAAACUGCUCUAAGAUUCAGGUGAAUCACUUGAAUUCUUUCAGCUGUCAAUGGCUUAGAGAACAUCUCUUGGACCCAAGCCAACAAGUAGCUUGUUCCUCUCUGUAAGGGCCAGUAUGAGGGGCUGCUGUGCGGACCCAUGAAGCCCACUUUGGUGCUAGAAGUGGUCAUUUUUUUCCUGAAAACCUCACACCAGGCUGCAUCCUCUUCUAUCCCUGGUACCAGGCUUUGUUUACACACUGAGCCACCUUGAUGUGCAUCUUCGGGAUAGUGUGCUCCUCUCCUGCUGCCCCCUUGCCUGAGGUCUGGUGGGGCUGCAGUCUCAGGAAGAGCUUGGUACUUUGUGGGGACUUCUGUCUUCUCCUUGUGGAGAUUAGUGAAGACUGUGAAUAAAGCUGCUUCAGCCUCCAUUUGGCUCUUCAUCGGACUAUAUGAUCAGAAGCAAAGAACUCUGGUGCUCAAGCUGUGCUUUAGCAGUCAGUUCAGGCCAGAGAAGUAGCUUUGGCCUCAUCGAUGUUCCCUCAUGGGCAGCAUGGCUGCACUGGAUUGGACAACUGUCCUGGGAUGUUCGAGCCACUGUCAUCCAGGACCCAGAAGAACCUGCUGGUUUGGUAUGCCCCAUGGGCUUCUUCUUAGGUUUUGAAAUUGGUCAAUGAUAAAGACGAGAGCCAUUUUUCUCCAGCAGUCUGGCCCCAGCUACAGACAAGGAAUAGGCUUGGUCAUACUUGCUCAAUAAAGGCAAUUUAGGGGAGCAUGGUCACAGCUGCUUGUGGUCCAGGGCCCGCGUCUGUGAGAACGUGGGAGUACAUUCCUACUGUCAUGGGUUGGGGAUUUGCCUGACAACAGGGGGUCUUGUGCAAAGGCUGACUUGUCCAGACUAUAUAAACAUGACUCCUGUCUGACCCAGACUGGCAGCUCUCCCGGGGAUCCUCUGGAGUUAAUCCUUCAAGCAGAGUGCUUCAAGGAUCCUUGUCCCAGGCUUUAGUUUUCUCCACUGAAGUAAAUGACCAGCUAAUCUCAGGAAGUUGUUGUUUCCCAGUGGCUCCUGGGGAAAGCAAGGGCCUCACACUCUAGGUACCCUAGUACUUGCUUUAGUGAGCCAUGUCACCCUCCUCUCAUUACUGGAUGGUGACUGCAUUCUCCCCCUCUGUGCUGGAUACAGACUUCUCCUAGGAACUCUUCGAGGGAGGGAAGCCAGAGGUCCCCUACAGCACUCUCAAGCUUUAUAGUGGAAUUAAUUUCUGUGAGAUUUUUGUUGUCUCCUUCAAUCCUUCUCCUGGUGUGCUAAUCCUUUUUGCAGUGAGUACAGUUUAUGAAGUUGUCAGCCCUUUAAUGUUGGCAAACUUUAAUGAGUACAUAAACAGCAGUGAGCACAUUAUAAUGGCAGAGUGGUUUUCAAUCCUUUGUUUCUUUGCUCACAGGAGACAGAGAUAGCUAUUAGAUGUGUAAGUUGCUGCUCAUUACUUGCAACACGGAACUGCACCUUAGCAGAUAGCUAGGAUGGGAAACCAGGUCUGUUUGAUGGCUUUAUAACUACAGUAGUAGGGCCCGAGUAUAUGCACAAAUAGAAAUUAAUCACUUUGGGUGGUUUAACAACUAGGUAGAUAAAAAUAUAGAGACAUAUAAAAAACAUAAAGUGAGAUGGGUGGAGGUAGGAUAGAAAAGCAGAGAUGCUUAUGAAAUCUUAGAAUGGCAGGAAGACAGCUCUCUGUGUAAUUUAUUUUCCCGUGUGAUAAUAAGUCCAUGCUUCCGGGCAAAGGGGCACACUUUGAUGAAUCAAAAGUUCUAGUAUUGUUUCCCUAGGCCUGUGCUAUCCAGAGUGGUAGCUACUAGUCACAUGUAGCUAGUUAAGUUAAAGUUAAAUAAAAUAAAAAAUUGAGAAAAAAAAAUUCAGUUCCUCAGUUGCACUAAUCACAUUUUAAAUAUUCAAGAGCCGUAUGUAGCUAAUGGCUCUUUCGCAGUGCAGAUAUAGAACAUGUUUGUCAUUGCAGAAUAAAUGCCAAUUCAAGUAAGAGUUAAGGCAUUGGUGGUUUGGAGAGGAGGAGGGGACAGAGUUUGCUUACAAGAGAUACCAGCUUUGGUAACAAAAUUGGUCUUGUUGAUGGUAGUUUGUUUUCAGUGAGUGCUGCGAAUAAACAUUUCUCAAUGGAAA
Messenger RNA from Phacochoerus africanus (Common warthog), 5540 nucleotides. It is a transcript of the gene SLC7A6, whose product is annotated as solute carrier family 7 member 6. Gene Ontology annotation, biological process: amino acid transmembrane transport. Bases 850 to 2397 code for a protein of 515 amino acids. NCBI's taxonomy places the organism in Eukaryota, Metazoa, Chordata, Mammalia, Artiodactyla, Suidae. Gene Ontology annotation, cellular component: membrane. Gene Ontology annotation, molecular function: L-amino acid transmembrane transporter activity. The transcript is spliced from 10 exons. The record is from RefSeq and is a predicted model, not a curated record.